Acanthosepion pharaonis is the source of this 1521-nucleotide messenger RNA. The record is from the annotation of a GenBank genome assembly. NCBI's taxonomy places the organism in Eukaryota, Metazoa, Mollusca, Cephalopoda, Sepiida, Sepiidae.
AUGUCUAUUCAUAUUUAUCUAUAUCUAUUCAUAUCUAUCUAUCUAUCUAUAUAUAUAUAUAUAUUUAAUUCUUUUCAUAUCUAUCUAUCUAUCUAUGCCUAUUCAUCUAUCUCUUCUAUUCAUAUCUAUCUAUCUAUCUAUCUAUCUCAGUCUGUUCAUAUAUAUCUAUCUAUCUAUCCCUUGCUAUUUAUCUCAUUUUGUUCAUAUCUAUCUAUCUAUCUAUCUAUCUAUCUAUCUUAUUCUCUUCCUAUCUAUCUAUCUGACUGUUUUUCUCUUUUUUUCUUUUUUUUUUUUCUCGACUGUUCAUAUCUAUCUAUCUAUCUCAGUCUCUUAUCUAUCUGGUUUUUUUUCUUUCUUUCUUUCUUUCUUUCUUCUGAUCUGUCUAUCUAUUGCUUUCUUUUUUCUUUCUUUCUUCGACUGAUCUAUUUAUCUAUCUAUCUAUCUCAGUCUGUUGCUACCUAUCUCAUCUCUUAUCUAUCUGUUUUUUUUUCUUUCUUUCUUUCUUUCUUUCUUUCUUUCUUUCUUUCUUCUGAUCUGUCUAUCUAUUGCUUUCUUUUUUCUUUCUUUCUUCUACUGAUCUAUUUAUCUAUCUAUCUAUCUAUCUCAGUCUGUUGCUACCUAUCUCAGUCAGUUCCUAUCUAUCUAUCUAUCUAUCUAUCUUAUUCUCUUCCAUACCUAUCUAUCUGUGUUUUUCUCUUUUUUUUUUCUUUUUUUUUUCGACUGUUCAUAUUUAUCUAUCUAGCCCAGUCUGUUCAUAUCUAUCUAUCUAUCUAUCUAUCUAUCUAUCUAUCUAUCUAUCUCAGUCUCUUAUCUAUCUGUUUUUUUUUUCUUUCUUUCUUUCUUUCUUCUGAUCUGUCUAUCUAUUGCUUUCUUUUUUCUUUCUUUCUUCGACUGAUCUAUUUAUCUAUCUAUCUAUCUAUCUCAGUCUGUUGCUACCUAUCUCAGUCAGUUCCUAUCUAUCUAUCUAUCUAUCUCAGUCUGUUCAUAUAUAUCUAUCUAUCUAUCCAGUUCUCUCUAUACCAAUCUAUUGCUAUUUAUCUCAUUUUGUUCAUAUCUAUCUAUCUAUCUAUCUAUCUAUCUAUCUAUUUAUCUAUCUAUCUAUCUAUCUCAGUCUAUCUAUCUGUUUUUUUUUUCUUUCUUUCUUCUGAUCUGUCUAUCUAUUGCUUUCUUUUUUCUUUCUUUCUUCGACUGAUCUAUUUAUCUAUCUAUCUAUCUAUCUAUCUCAGUCUGUUGCUACCUAUCUCAGUCUGUUCCUAUCUAUCUAUCUAUCUAUCUAUCUAUCUUUUAUUUUUUCCUAACAUUUCCCUUAAUCUUUUUCUUCUUCUUCUUGUCAGUUUCUGCCUUUCUGUCAUCACUUCAUAUAUGAUUGAUUUUCCACUGCCCCACUCUUUUUCUUUUUUCUUUUUUUUUUCACCCUUACCCUGUGAGAUGUUGCUUCAUGAGAUGCUCUCCUGGGUCUGGAAUUUACUGCCGUCCUUCAUCAUGAGUCAUCCCUUCAGAACUCAAUUCCACCCCCAAUAA